Talaromyces rugulosus is the source of this 936-nucleotide messenger RNA. RefSeq lists its product as uncharacterized. Bases 1 to 936 code for a protein of 311 amino acids. Gene Ontology annotation, cellular component: membrane. Gene Ontology annotation, molecular function: lipase activity. The transcript is spliced from 4 exons. The record is from RefSeq and is a predicted model, not a curated record. NCBI's taxonomy places the organism in Eukaryota, Fungi, Ascomycota, Eurotiomycetes, Eurotiales, Trichocomaceae.
AUGGCUACCGACCAAGAAGGUUCCCUGGUCUUGCCUGACGGGACGAAGCUCUAUACUAAGACGUGGAAGCCCGAGGGGACUCCAAAGGCCAUUAUUGCGUUUUAUCAUGGGUUCAGCGAUCACUCCAAUUCCUGGUACCAGUUUUUCCCCAAUCUGGCCUCGUCUGGAUUCGAGGUGCACUCGCUCGACCAGCGAGGAUGGGGCCAGUCUUCCGCCUCAAACCGCAAACUGCGCGGUGACUACGGCACCACAGACGUCGUCAUGGCCGACCUGCACUUCUUCCUACAGUCCCUGGUGCCAUUCACGCAACAGGGCUCGAUCCCACUGUUCCUGAUGGGACACAGCAUGGGCGGUAUGAAUUCGCUGUACUACGCGCUCAACCCAGAGUCGCCUUACCAUCGUAAUGCUGCCACAACAAGGGAAUUCAAACUGGCCGGCGUGGUGUCGAUUGCACCGCUCGUUGCGAUUCAUCCAACCACGCAACCACUCAAGAUCAUCGAGUAUGCGGGCAAACUCGCGGCGAAACUGGUGCCAAAAUGGACGAUGGUGCAGGAUAUCGAUCCGAUGUGGGUGUCGCGCGAUGAUGCGGUGGUUGAGGCGAUUCGGAAGGAUGGGCUGUUGUGCCACAAGACGGGCACGUUUGAGGCGUUGGCGGGCAUGUUGGAGCGUGGUGCGUGGCUGGAUGGCUUGCACAAGGAUGCCAAUGUUAUCAAUACUGCUGCGGAUGGGGUGCCGCCGCUGUUGGUCGCGCAUGGGACGAGUGAUAGGAUAACGUGGUUUGAUGCGACCAAGAGGUUGGUGGAGGCGGUGCAGGUCAAGGAUAAGACAUUCAACGAGUAUGAUGGCGGUUAUCACAAGUUGACCAACGAUAGUAAUGGCGUCGCCGAGCAGUUUACGGCGGAUGUGGUGGAGUGGUUGAAUGGGAAGAUUGCUUGA